UCAAGCACUAUAAAUACCCAUGCAGCAUUCACUGGAAAGUCAUCUCAACUCAAGCAGUCCAUAGUGUUAGCUCACAAUGGCAGGCACAAAGCUCGUAUCACUGGGGCUCAUUGUCCUCAUGAGCAUAGGAUUAGCCAAUGCUGUUAGGGUGGCUAGAUACUCUAGUGCUGAUGGGACUGGCACAGGCCAGGGAGGGGGUGGUGGAUAUGUGAAUGGUGGGGGAUCAGGGUCUGGGUCUGGCACCGGAUCAGGUGAUAGUGGCCCUUAUGGUUCCCAUGCAAGUGCUGGAGGGGGCGGUGGAGGUGGUGGAACUAGCCAAUACGGUGGGUCUGGAUAUGGUUCAGGGUCAGGGUCAGGUUCAGGGUCUAGUACAUAUAGUCAAGGACGGUAUUCUGGCUAUGGAGAGUCUUCUAAUGCUGGUGGUGCCGGUGGGGGUGGGGGUGGAGGACAAGCUGGAGGUGCCUGGAAUUCUAAUGCUCAAGGAUCCGGUAGUGGCACCGGUUCUGGCUCUAGCUAUGCUAACAGGUAUUGGUAUGGAUCAAAUCAAGCAGGUGCACGUGCUAAUGGCAAUGGUGGUGGCACAGGAAAUAGUCAAAAUGGUGGCGGUGGCGGCGGUUCUGGUGCCGGAACUGGAUAUGGCAAUGCCUACCCAUAAACUCCUUAUAAUAAGCCAAUCUGAAGUUGGACCAUCGUAGUAUUUCCUUGCUUGAAGUCGUAGAGUUAUUUGUUUUCUUUGUCCCUUUGUUACACUUUUGUUAGCAGUGAAUUAAUAAAGGGUCCAACUGCUCUAGCAACAGUAGCAGUCUUGUAAGGUCCUUAUAUGAAGAUGUUGUAACCAUGUCUGUUUGUGAAAGGAAAAAAUAACUUAUGCAUCAUGUGGCCACUGCAUCUAAAAAAAUUCUUAUGUUC
Molecule: messenger RNA, 909 nt
Organism: Sorghum bicolor (sorghum)
Lineage: Eukaryota; Viridiplantae; Streptophyta; Magnoliopsida; Poales; Poaceae
Product: putative glycine-rich cell wall structural protein 1
Exons: 1
Coding region: 77-655 (192 amino acids)
Source: RefSeq, a predicted model, not a curated record